This is a messenger RNA of Misgurnus anguillicaudatus (oriental weatherfish), 2965 nucleotides long. RefSeq names its product SH2 domain containing 3A (gene sh2d3a). Gene Ontology annotation, molecular function: phosphotyrosine residue binding; guanyl-nucleotide exchange factor activity. The record is from RefSeq and is a predicted model, not a curated record. NCBI's taxonomy places the organism in Eukaryota, Metazoa, Chordata, Actinopteri, Cypriniformes, Cobitidae. Gene Ontology annotation, biological process: positive regulation of peptidyl-serine phosphorylation; small GTPase-mediated signal transduction.
AACCGCUAGAAAUGAAACGUAAGACAGUUGAAAUAAAGUCAGAGAGAUUUGGACACAAGUUCACACAGAAGAAUGCAUGCAGAAAAUUUAAAACAUUUAAAGAAGAAGACGUAAAGAAAAUGACAGGAGAAUAGAAAGAGAAGAUUUAAAGCACAGCUGUAAUGGAGGAAGAUCUGUUCAUCUCAUGUGAGUUGUAGAUUUGAGUCAUGAAUAAUCGCUCUAUAGCACAGUGGUUGAGACUGAUCGACUUGCCUCAGUACACCAGUUUACUGGAGAGACACUGUUAUGGCCUCGAGGGUCUCCUGAACAUGACAAAAGAUGAUCUUAGAUCGAUGGGAGUAGAAGAUCCAGAUCACAUAACAACCAUCAUAAUGCAUUUAAAGAAACAACAGCAGGGAAUACAACAAGACGAAGAGAGUAACUCGACAGAAGCCGCAUGCAAAACGAACCGGAAGUACUCUCGGACAUCAUCACUCGACCCGGUCAAACCCACCACAAACCUCUUCCGUCGAAGCAUCGUGCCGCGUCUGCGUCGCCGUGACAACUAUAGAGACUCCACCCCCUGCCUUCAUCUUCCUCCGCAUAUCCAAGAAGACGACGACACCCUCUCUGUCAAACACAAACUCAGCAGGAGGAAGAGUGUGUCGGCCUUCAUCAGUCAGGUGUUCUCUGGGCUGAAGGACAUGGACUCUCUGAAGAAGGAACUGGAAGAGGAACUCAAACUAAGCACUGAUGAUCUGAGGAGUCACGCCUGGUAUCACGGACAGCUGGCACGUGAGGGUGCCGAGCAGCUGUUGUGUAGUGAUGGUGAUUUUUUGGUGCGAGACUCCAGCUCGUGUCCGGGCGACUACGUCCUGAGCUGCAUGUGGAAAAAUCAACACGUACAUUUCAAAAUCAUACGAGUGGUGCUGCGACCCAAACAGGGUUAUACUCGAGAGCUUUUUCAGUUCGAGAAUGAUCAGUUUGACAACAUUCCCGCGUUAAUCCGAUUUCACGUCGGUGGGCGGCGGCCGGUCUCAAACUCCAUAGGAGCUAUCAUCAUUCAUCCAAUGACACGCACCCUGCCUCUACGUGUCAUCAAUGAGCGCCAGGCUGCGAAAUUGUCUAAAUUGACAAGAGGUCAGAGCAAGAGGCGGAGCCUGAGCUCAUCGCAGAAAGACAUGCUACAGGUCAACAACCUGCUCAGGAGUGGCAGUCAGCCUGCGAACCUGGAGACAGUGGGAAGACCAUCACUACAGUCUGCACAAUCUGACAGCAACCUACGGACAGGUGUGCCUCAAAUGUGUCUGUCAAAGCAGUCUAGCACUGCUCCUAUUUCUCCAGUGUUCCGCACAGGAAGUGAACCUCUGCUCAGCCCAGGAACUUCCUGUACAGCAGCUCCACCCAGCCAAUCGAGUCUCGGCGGCUCUCCUCUUCGCGGCUCUGAUGGACAGCUGCAUUGCCGAGCGCCGCCCAAACCACUGAGAAUCUCCAUCCUCCUCUCCCCAGCAUCUGAUGAUCCAACACCGGACCCCGGGGGCCUUUACGGUGAACUAGUGCCUCAGGUCCCCAUUACUAUGUUGCCCAAAGGUCACGCGGCACGCCUUCGCGCUCAAGAGAAAUGGACCAGCCGCGCGCGCCUCACCGAAACCAGCUUUGGUUUCCUGGAGGCGCAGAAACUUGAGGAGGAGCAGAAAGAGAGGGAGAGUUCAGGGAGCGAGAGAGACUGGCAGUUCGAACGUCCGCAGACGGAAACGACGACCUGCUUUCGUCUGGAUGAGUUUCGCUCGCUGUUGCUCCCGGAGAACAACCGUCCGCUGGAACAGAGCACGCUGGUCAAAGUCAAAGAGCUGCUCGCUCGCACCGACGCCAAGACCAGCGCACUGCACAUGCUCAGUGUCAACUGUCAGGUGGCACGUGUCACAGGUGUGACAGUGGCUAAAGAGAUCAUGGGAGUUGAAACCGGUUUAGAGCUUAUAACACUGCCACAUGGAGGUCAACUAAGACAAGACCUGCUGGAGAGGCAUCAUGUGCUGGCUCUGGGCGUCGCUGUGGAUCUUCUGGGCUGUACGGGGUCGGUGGGUCAGAGGGCGACUGUGUUGCACAAGACUAUCCAGCUGGCACAGGAGCUACGUGACACCACACACGACCUGUACGCCUUCUCUGCCGUCAUGAAGGCCCUUGAGAUGCCACAGGUGGCGAGGUUGGAGAUGACAUGGAGAGCACUGAGGAGAAAUCACACUGAUAGUGCUGUACAGUAUGAAAAGAGUCUCAAACCUUUCAUGAAAUCACUCCAGGAGGGAGACGAUGCAGUAGUAUCAGGGCCAUUGUCUCUUCCACACAUGGUUCCUCUGUUGAGGUUGAUGGAGGGUGAAGACGCUGUUGAAUCUACAGACAGAGGCUGUCAGCUGCUCUAUAACCUGCUGCAGUCGGCACGCAACGCCGCACUACACGCCAGUGACUACACACAACACGCUCACAAUCUGCUCUCAGUUGGCUGGGAGCCAAUCCCUGAGCUUCUAGAGGCGUUUCAGACCGAGUUCGCUCUGCGUCUUCUCUGGGGCCAAACCGGAGCAAAGGCUGAACGCACGGAGCGCUACGCAAAAUUCGACAGAAUCCUCACCAUCCUCUCUAACAAACUGGAACCAGAUGAGACUUCUGAAGUUUGAUUUCAUGACCGCCCUCUGCUGACAGAAACAGGAACUGAGCCAUUCAAUGUCAAAUUCUUUCAGUUUCAAUACAUACACGUCUCUUAUAAUGUAUUGUAGCAUAAAGAUGGAAAAAAGACAUUCAAGUAAAUGCAAUUUACAGCUCAGUAAGUUCUGACAAGUUAACUCGGUUCAGCGUGUGUCUGAGAAACACUGACCUUCACUUCAGAAGUCUAUGUGACUGUGGAUCACUUCACCUGUGUGUGAUUAUAUAGAAAGAUCUGUCUCUGCAUAUACAUACAUUUUUUUCUUGAAUUAAAAUGGAGAUUAAUAUAUCA